AUAACUACACAACUUGUAUCAGUAAAGUCUAUGGCCGAAGCUCCGUGAUCGUCCAGAUCGUCCCCAAAGGCUCAGGUUCAGCAAAGUCGGUAACGUCAGUUGCGUAACUGCAAAAAUGCCGUUUUAUCAAUACAAUUCGUUUACUGGUAGAAUAAAACCAUCUGCCAAUUUUCAACCGCUCUAUCCUCUUUCUCCUGUGCCUUUACAGAGGACAGAACCACCAGUGAUGAUCUAUGAUACUAUCAAGACCAAACCAUUAACAGUUAUACCUAAGUCAGGAUAUUCUACUGACAAACCAGCCUCUCUUAAUCCAAAAAUGUUGCAAAAAUUCAAAUUUUUCCAGACUAGUAUAGACAAGCCUGUAUAUCUAGCAGGUGGCAAGAAAGACAAGAUAUUAUUUGGAUUCACAGUUGCAUACGUUGGUAUUUGUACACUACAAUCACUCGUGUUUGUUGCUAAAGAAUGCUUAAAUAUUAUUUGAAUAUAAUAUGAAUAUUGUAAGUGAAAAUUAUGUAGAUAAUAGAUGUAAUACUGCUCUGCUAUUACAAUUUUCUGUAUUAACAUUGUAAAUGGUAGUACUGCAAAAUAAUGAGAAUUGUAUUAAUAAA
This is a messenger RNA of Camponotus floridanus (Florida carpenter ant), 608 nucleotides long. RefSeq lists its product as uncharacterized. The transcript is spliced from 3 exons. NCBI's taxonomy places the organism in Eukaryota, Metazoa, Arthropoda, Insecta, Hymenoptera, Formicidae. The coding region runs from base 116 to 481 and encodes 121 amino acids. The record is from RefSeq and is a predicted model, not a curated record. Gene Ontology annotation, biological process: mitochondrial electron transport, cytochrome c to oxygen.